UAUUUAUGAGUGGGAACGCUUAAACGGUGGUUGAUGAUUUAGACGGAAAAUUUAAGUGUAACACACAAUUCUGUCAACAUGGCUGCCUCCUCCAGGAGUCUUUUAAGAGUAUUACCCAGGUGUCAGAGUUUGUUCUUCACAUGCAGAGCUCCUUCUGUCUCCUGCAGCUCACUGACUGCAAACAGACAGCAGCAUGUAAGAUCCUACGCUGCUACCAAACAGAAAGAGAAGAAAGAGAAGAAAGAGGAGAAGGUUCAAGAAAAGGUGGUGAAAGAGAAAAAAAAGGUUGAUGACAAAGACAGGCAUAAACCAUAUGGACUCACAUACUGGGCUCCAGUAGAUGAUGUGUACAUGGUGAGGUACUAUCCAAAACCUGUCUAUGAGACACCCGUGGCCAUUGAAAUGCUGAAGAACUUUCAGAAACUGGACUUCAGUCCUGAAAACCAGCCUGUGUACAUUAAUCUACGUCUGGACAUGAAGCUGGAGAAAAAGAAAAAAGUGGAUCCAUUUGUUAGCACAAUUCACUUACCACAUCCCUUCAAGUCGGACAACAACAGAAUAGUGGUUUUCACUGAGAAUCCAGAUCAAGCCAGAAUAGCGAUGGAUAAUGGAGCAACAGUUGCAGGUGGAGCAGAACUGAUUGACAAGAUUUUAGUUGAUGAGAUCACAGCAGAUUUCUACUUGGCUGAGCCAGACAUUCUACAAAAGCUGCUUCCUUUGAAGAACAAGCUGAGGAAGAAGUUUCCCAAGAGCAAGAGAGGAUCUGUUGGAAUAAAUAUACCCAGAAUGCUUGCGUUGUUCAAGACUGGUCAUGAAUAUAUGGUGGAGGACAUCCAUGUUAACACACAAGUUGCAACACUGGAUAUGCCUAAGGAGUGUAUUUUGGAAAACAUUCAUGCCAUUGUAAAAGAUGUGGCAAGCCAUAAACCAGCAGAAUUUGGUCCAUUUAUUGACCGAGCAAUUAUCUGCAGUAGGUCGAGUGAAGGUUUGCACAUCAAAAUCGAUGAAUGGUUGCCACAAGAAGAGAAAAAGGCAUGAGCUUUAUAUGUAUAUAUUUGCAUUGUACAAAACAUUAGACUGCAAUAAAAUGGUAAAUGUGAUAA
Rhinichthys klamathensis goyatoka is the source of this 1103-nucleotide messenger RNA. It is a transcript of the gene mrpl1, whose product is annotated as mitochondrial ribosomal protein L1. Bases 79 to 1038 code for a protein of 319 amino acids. The record is from RefSeq and is a predicted model, not a curated record. The transcript is spliced from 9 exons. Lineage: Eukaryota; Metazoa; Chordata; Actinopteri; Cypriniformes; Leuciscidae.